Capronia epimyces CBS 606.96 is the source of this 831-nucleotide messenger RNA. RefSeq lists its product as uncharacterized. Gene Ontology annotation, molecular function: hydrolase activity. NCBI's taxonomy places the organism in Eukaryota, Fungi, Ascomycota, Eurotiomycetes, Chaetothyriales, Herpotrichiellaceae. The transcript has a single exon. The record is from RefSeq and is a predicted model, not a curated record. The coding region runs from base 1 to 831 and encodes 276 amino acids.
AUGACUACCGAAAUCGGCCUUAGCGCUUGUUGCGUCUCUGGCGCCGUGCACAGCGGAACUCCGCGUGGACACGAAGCCACAAUCGGCGGGUUGCCUACGUACAUUGCCGAACCGGAGAACAAGUCCAAGUCCAAGAGUGUUGUAUUUAUUGUGGACAUAUUCGGCUGGAAAUUCAAAAACGUCCGCCUGCUGGCAGACCAGUACGCAAAGGCCGGGUUCUACUGCUACAUCCCGGACGUGCACGAGGGCGACUCACUGCCCAUCGAGUUCCUGCAGGAUGUCGAGCCACCACUGAAGGUCAAGGAGCAGGAAGGCCUACUGGCCAAGGCCAAAGAGACGGUUAAUGUGAUGGCCACCCUGGGCCCGUGGCUGGCCAAACACCGCGAAGGUGUCGCGGAGCCUUUGAUUUCUGGAUUCAUUGAUGCUGUACGAAAGAUUGAUGGAACCGGGAAAUUAGGCGCCAUUGGUUUCUGCUGGGGCGGCCGCUAUGCCAUCUUGCAAGCCCAUGCUCGCAAGGAGGACCAAAAGGGCGGCGUCGACGCCGCAUAUGCCUGUCAUCCGUCUUUACUCUCAAUUCCCAGCGACCUGGUCCCUGUUGCGAAACCGGUCAGCCUUGCUGUCGGCGAAAAGGAUUCAUUGCUCGACUUGAAGUCGGUUGAGCAGAUCAAAGAGACGCUUGAGAAAACGGGUGUGCCGACUGAAGUCAAGAUCUAUAAUGACCAGGUUCAUGGGUUUGCGCUGCGGAGUGAUUGGAGCUCUGACGCUGACAAGAAGGCCAUGGACGAUGCGGAGAAACAGGGCAUCGAUUGGUUCAACAAGUACCUAGGGUAG